AAAAAACGAGAAUAGGUGUGGGGUAGCUAAUGUAUGUGGGCGUGACGAGAGCGUGGACGAUAUACCGACGGAUGUGCGAGCUGGGACGAGGAGCAGAUGCGGCGAGAGCGAAGAGAACGUGCAGAGGUAAUACAGUGGUCUAAAAUGCUGAUAUAAUGUCGUCACAGACGAGGAUGAGGAUACAACGGAAGCGAGGUGAGUCCGGGAAAGGGCGUGGGUGGCGGUCGCGAAAUGCAAGAUGCGGGGGCGAGACUUAUAUAUCAGAUACAGCGGGUGUGGCACGCGUCUCGAUAGCUAUGCGAAAUGAAAAUUAAGUGGAGUUUGUGGGCACGCUGCCGGCGGGAUCUCGAAAGCAAAUGCGAACGCAGAGAACAAUGAGCCUGUGCGGGGAGGCGCGCGAGAACAAUCGCUUGCGUGGGAUCGCGGUUACCGGAGGGCUUCGCGAAGCAGACUGGAGAACAUCGGGGCAUCGAGAGGGCAAAUGGGAGGAUGCAGACGAAAGGAGUUGCCGAAUAGAACACAAGCAAUGUGCAGUAUGAGGACAAAAG
Molecule: messenger RNA, 548 nt
Organism: Laetiporus sulphureus 93-53
Lineage: Eukaryota; Fungi; Basidiomycota; Agaricomycetes; Polyporales; Laetiporaceae
Exons: 1
Coding region: 375-539 (54 amino acids)
Source: RefSeq, a predicted model, not a curated record